Messenger RNA from Varanus komodoensis (Komodo dragon), 2495 nucleotides. It is a transcript of the gene CCN3, whose product is annotated as cellular communication network factor 3. Gene Ontology annotation, molecular function: integrin binding; heparin binding. Lineage: Eukaryota; Metazoa; Chordata; Lepidosauria; Squamata; Varanidae. Gene Ontology annotation, cellular component: extracellular region; extracellular matrix. Gene Ontology annotation, biological process: signal transduction; cell adhesion. The transcript has 5 exons. The record is from RefSeq and is a predicted model, not a curated record. The coding region runs from base 62 to 1021 and encodes 319 amino acids.
UGCCGGUAGCCGGCGCGGCCCCCGUGCGGUCUUCUUGCUGCUGCUGCUGCUGCUGCUGUGCAUGGUUCGCGGCCAGGAGGCGCACAAGUGCGCGCUGCCAUGCGAUUGCCCCACGGACCCGCCCGCUUGCGCGCCCGGCGUGCCAACCGUGCUGGACGGCUGCUCCUGUUGCCUGACCUGCGCUCGGCAGCGAGGCGAGAGCUGCUCCGACAGGAUGCCCUGCGACGAGAGCAGCGCUCUCUACUGCGACCGCGCGGCGGGCACCGAGCCGGACUUUGGGGUCUGCAUGGACCUUGAAGGAGACAACUGUGUGUUUGACGGCAUUAUUUACCGGAGUGGUGAGACGUUCCAGCCAAACUGUAAAUACCACUGUACAUGCCAAGAUGGGCAAAUAGGUUGCGUGCCCCGCUGUAACCUGGACUUGUUGCUUCCUGGCCCUGACUGCCCCUUCCCAAGGAAAAUUGAAGACCCCAAGGAGUGCUGUGAGCAGUGGUCAUGUGACCCGAAAGAAGAUGCUGAUGUGGGAGAUCUUGCCCUGGCAGCAUACAGACCUGAAGCCACCCUUGGAACGGACUCCUCAGAUUCAAGUUUGAACUGCAUCGAGCAGACAACAGAAUGGAGUGCGUGCUCCACGAGUUGUGGAAUGGGCUUCUCCACUCGGGUCACCAACAAGAAUCCAGCAUGCGAGAUGGUGAAGCAGACCAGGCUCUGUGAGGUGCGGUCAUGUGAGAAGAGUCAACCACCAGAUAAGAAGGGCAAGAGGUGUAUCCGGACGAAGAAGUCCCCAACAGCUGUCCACCUGGAGUAUAAGAACUGCACUAGCAUCCAGAUGUAUAAGCCCCGCUACUGUGGCGUCUGCAAUGAUGGCCGAUGCUGUACUCCUCACACCACCAAAACCAUCGAAGUUGAGUUCCGUUGUCCGCAAGGCAACGUCAAGCAUCCUGUGAUGUCCAUCACCUCCUGCGUUUGCCAUGCCAACUGCCCUCAGGAAAACAAUGCUGUCUUUAGAAAGCUCAGUUGAGCAGGCUGAUCAGGGUGCUGGGACUGACCACUGCAAGGGGGGAAACAAGUCAUGCAGAAAAUAAAUGGGAGAGUUGGCUUAUGGGAAAUCUGAACAUCUAAACUGGAGAUAUCUAACUAGGUGAUACUUGCGGGGUGGAGGGGGGAUCGCAGCAGUCUUGGGGAUAUUCAUGGGAAUGCUGGAUUUCCAGAUUGAAUCUAAUUCUGUCUCUAUAAGGGCACUAUUUUAGCCCUAUCUAGACAGAAACUACUGUCCUCCAACUCCAGGCAUUUCUCAGCCAGUUGGCUGGAGCAUACUGGAAGUUGUAAGGGUUCUUGUGCUCUAAACAUGCAUAGGAUUGUGCCCUAAGUGUCUUGGUUCCUGGGAAUUCCUAGAAAUCUUUGCUUGUUCCGAGUACUGUGCCUACAUCCGAAUUUUCCCAUAGCAGGCCCAAUGUUUUUUCUUCAUUACUAAAAUAAAGUUUUCUUGGAAACUGCAGGCACUACACCUGUAAUCAGCUUCAUGUUUCAGCUCAUCUCAAGUUAUAUUUCCAUGUUCUUCCUGAAUGAGCUCUUUGUAAGCUCCCUGGGUAAGAUAUUUGUAGUCUAAGUGGCCUCAACCUGCCAUACCAGUAACAACCAGGAGUUUGGCACAGACUGUCUGCAGCAUAGCAGGCUGAGGUUAGUAUACUGAUACAGCAAAGAGACCUAGGCAAGAGACCUCAUUGAGAAAGAAAGCCUGUCUCCUGUAAUGACACAAAGCAAGCACACUUUUGCAGAUUAAGUUGGGAAGAGCCUGCCCCUCUUUUCGUUCACACUCCUGGCCACUCACUUGGCACCAUUGUGUCAAAAGCUAGGAAGAUUAAGAGGCAGCAAAGCAAUGCAUUCAGUGUCUCUUGAGCAUGGCACCAUCUUGGUGACUCUCAGGGCUAUGGGGAAAGGACUGUGGAAUGAGAGGAGAUACUAUAUGAGUCUUUGCGUUCCACAUCAUGGCUAGACCAACAAUGACUGUGUGUGUUCAGGUCAAGAUUGGAGCCCCCCCCCCCCUCCUCGGCAUGUGAGCUGGACUCGUGGAUGUUUCCAUAUGUCCUGUUGAAAGGGACAUCUUUUGAAAGUAGGUCACAGCAGGGCAGGAAUAGCAGGCCUAAAUAUGUAGUGCACUGAAAUUUCCUCAUGUGCACUCAAAGCUGCUGCUGUAAUGGUCAUGUGAAUUUAACUCCUGAGAUGUGUUCUGCUUGAAAUAUGACUGUUGUAGACAGGAUAUGAGUGGGAAUCGUCCAGGCAGUAGCCCCAGUUCUCUACAAUACAGUUUAAUUAUAGUUUGUGUGCAGUGCUGAAGCUUGUGGACUGACAGUUCUCUUGGAGAGAAAGCAAACCAUGUAAAUCUUUAAAAGUAGAGCUGUAUUUUAUAGAAAUGACAAUGUAAAUAGAAAACGUGCAUAGCAGAAUCCUAUUUUUCUGUAAAGUUCAAGUGUUACUGAAUAAACUAUUUGAAG